Molecule: messenger RNA, 390 nt
Organism: Protomyces lactucae-debilis
Lineage: Eukaryota; Fungi; Ascomycota; Taphrinomycetes; Taphrinales; Protomycetaceae
Exons: 1
Coding region: 11-259 (82 amino acids)
Source: RefSeq, a predicted model, not a curated record
UGAUUGAAAAAUGGUCCGGAAGCGCCUGCUGGUAUGCUCGACCGCGGCGGCACUGUACACAUCCAAGUAUGAGAAGAUGCGAUUUAGCGUUCCGGCUGGAAGCGUCUGCAGUGAUCGUUUUGUCGUGCGAUCCCGCACCAUUCUGCACAGAAGGCGACUAGCUAAAUUGGAUCACUUUCUGAUCUGUGCAAGUCUUAUUCAAGACAGCGCUUGUACUUGGCGGCAGUGUAUCAUCACGAAUCUGCCACAAGUAGCAUAGUAGAGGCGCAUCGCGUUGUCGUCGUAGCGCGAACAGAUGAGUCCCAUUCAGAUGGGAUGUCAUGUGCUCAUGGAACCAAGUAGUGCUGUGUGUAUGAGAAUAUCUGUCUACUUUCUGGGGUUUCAGAGGCC